CCCCGCAAUUAAUGGUUAACAGGCCUAACAAUUUUAAUUUUUUUUAUGAUCAAGACCAUAAAGGUCCCUAUGUCGUGUAUAUUGACAAAAUCAGUAAAGAUAAUGAUCGAGUAGGAAUAAAUACAGUCAGUUUAACGCGAACUAUAUUCAAUUUGAAAAUUCAAGGUGUUUUGGAUAUAAGGAAAAUUGGUUUCGGACGUAGUAAAAUAUUAUUAAACAGUGCAUCAAAUGCUAAUCUGCUGGCAGACAAUAAUACCCUAAUCCAAAUGGGUUACCAACCUAAAAUUUUUUCGCAUUUUGUUUCCAAAAUUGGCAUAAUCUUUGGCAUACCGGUAGAUAUUCCUGAUGAGGAACUCUCCGCCGCUAUAAGUUCCGAAAUUCCUAUAAUAAAAAUGAUGAGAGUGACCAGGAUGGUAGAAGGAACACGUUUGCCUACCCAAAGAGUUAAAAUAUGGUUCAAAGGUCUUAACCUACCACAAACUGUCAAAAUCUAUGAAUUUCACAGAAAAGAGGUCAAGCAUUUCAUCCAAUUUGGUAGAUGCUAUAGAUGCUAUAGACAUGAACAUACGGCGGAACACUGCAAACAAAAAAUAGAGUCAUGUAAACGUUGUUUUUCUCCUCAUGAGAAAAAUGAGCCUUGUGCUGAAAAAAUAAUCUGUAUCAAUUGUAAAGGUGAUCACAGCCCAUUGGAAAGAGGCUGUCCUGCCAGGCAAAGAGCGUACGAAACCAAAAGAAUCAUGACAAUAGAAAACUUGUCCAAAAAAGAAGCUAGAGAGAGAUAUGCAGGUCAUUUUAACUCAUAUAGCAUACUCGAUGAGGACAUCGACAAAAAUUUCCCAACACUAGAAAGGUCCAACAAAAAUUCUAAACACCCCAGUGGCAACAACAACACCAUUAAUAAUUACACUGAAUCAGCUAACUUCAUUCAUGCUAGAUCAUCAUAUGCAAGAGUAGCGAAAGUUAACAAGAAUAGAAUUAGAGAGCAGGAAAAUGCUAGAAAAAAUAUGAGGGAGUACAAGGAUGCUUUGGAGGAAGGGGAAAUUUACUCCUCCCCCAAUGGGUCACAAAUACGUAAAACCCAAGAAAUUCUAGACACUGUGCUAAACAACAUCAAUGAACUAACAUCCGAAAAAAUAGGAAACCUAAAGAAACUACCAGUAUUAUCCAGGAGAUUAUCUCCUCCAAUUCCAAAUAAUCUAUUAUGACGCUUAAAAUACUGCAGUAUAACAUACAAAGUAUAAACAAAAUUGAAAAUAAAAUCAUCCUUGAACUCUUUCUUGAGAAAGAAAAAAUUGACAUAGCUCUUCUAACCGAAACUUGGGUCAGAGAUGAAACAAGUACCAAUCUUUGCAACUACAAUUUUUAUGGAAAAAAAAGAGACGAUGGCUACGGUGGUGUGGGCAUCUAUAUCAAGCGCAAAUUUAAAUACUCACUCAUUAAUUUUGAUAAUGAACAUGAGGUAAUUGGAAUCUCUAUAAUGAAUAUCAAAAAUCCUUUCAAUAUUGUAGUUGUUUAUAUACCUCCUAAUACUAAUAGAUCUAAUUAUAUAGACAUAAUUACAGAUGUUUUUCAGAAAAUCAACUGUCUUAAACAUCCUACCUUACUUGUGGGUGACUUCAACGCUAAAUCCAUUUCUUGGGGAAAUACCCACACCGAUCCCUUAGGGGAUGUGCUUGCCAGGUUCGCGGAUAUUAACAACUUCUCAUGUCUCAAUACUGGAGAGCCCACUUUUGUUUUAAAUAAUACACGUUCAGCCAUUGAUAUUGCUUUUUCCAACAGUACUUUCUUCAACUUUUCUUGGUCAGUCAGACAGAACAAAAUUACAAAUAGUAAUCAUCUACCUAUCAUUAUUGAAACUUGCAACAAAGUAGCCAUUAAAAAUAGUAAAAUACUGCAUAAAGAUAACCUCUACAAUGAUAUCAAAGGUAUUAUUGUUGAGGACAACUUACAACAAACUAAUAUCAAAAUAAACCAAGCCAUAACCCGGAAUACAAUUGUGGUGGAUUCGAAUAACAAAUAUGUUCCCAAACCGUGGUGGAACGCCCAGGUGAAUGAUCUAUAUAAUGAAAGAGCUGCACUCAGAGAAAUCUAUCAAAAAACCAACUUAUUCACAGAUGCCUGUAAUUUAGCGAGAAUAGAAAGGAAACUUUACAAUCUUAUAGCCAAAUUAAAAAAGAAAAAUCUUAAAAAGUUACAAAGCGACAUAUCUGGAAAUGUUCCCAUCAAAGAAGUAUGGUCUAAAAUGAAGAAUGUCAAAAAAUAUCAGAAAAUCAAGUCACCCAACAAUACCUGGAGUGAUGAACAGAACGAAAACUUUUUAAAACACAUAACUAGUUCUUCACGUAUCUGUUCCAAACCAACUUCUGUUGUUUUUGGAAAUAUUGGCACAAAUAAACCGGAACUUCAAAUAAGUGACAUGGAAAGUUUUCUUGUCAAAAGGAACAUAAAUUCAGCUCCUGGACCAGAUCGAAUUUCAUACAACAUCAUUAACAAUCUGGAUGCUUCUGAAAAAAAUAAAUAUCUCAAUGUGCUGUUGCAACCAUGGAAAGAUGGCUCAUUUCCGAGUGAGUGGCGCAAUAUUAAAAUAGCCCCUAUACCCAAACGAAACAAAGAUUUAUCCGACGUUAAAAAUUAUAGACCGAUUGCUCUCAUGUGUGCCCCACAAAAAAUACUUGAAGCUGCGAUCAAACCUUUAAUAUUAGAACACAUAGAGACUAAGAAAAUAGUUCCAAAAAGUUCUUAUGCCUUCUCCUUGGGUAAAUCCACCACAAAUUGUAUAAAUGACCUAGUUAACACCAUUGAAAUUCACAAGAAAAACAAAAAUACUGUUGUUGGUGCCUGCAUUGACAUCGAGAAAGCUUUUGAUAACACCGAUAUUGGUAAACUAGCAUUAAUCCUUUUUAAAUCAGGACUCAACACCCAUAUCAUAAAAUGGAUCUAUGAUGGCAUGUCACAGAGAACAUUACUAUUGGGUAACAAAUCCAUAUCAGUCUGCAAUGGAAUUCCUCAAGGCAGCGGUUUGAGUCCCAUACUUUUCAACAUCUACACGGCUUCGCUACACCAAAUAAUUGACGAUAGCUGCAAUCUAUUUCAGUUUGCUGAUGAUUUCUUCAUCAUCUGCCAUGACAAAAACAUCAACAACGCCAAAACUACGCUGCAAAGCAAGAUAAAUGAUUUUCAAGAAUUAUGCGAUAAAUUAUCCUUACACUUCAACAUGGAAAAAAUUAAUACUGUCCACUUUAGCAGGAAACCUCAACAACUAGGUAUCAUCAUUAACAACAUCAGACUAAAUCAAACAAAUUCAAUCAAAUAUCUUGGGGUAACCAUUACAUCUAGUGGUUCAGCUAAAGUACAUAUGAAUGAAUCAACAUCGGCUGUCAAAUCUAGUUGCAAGUUCUUAAAAAUUUUGAGUGGUUGCAAAUUUGGUAUCAAUCCAUCUAGAGCGUUGCAUUUUUACAAAGCAUUUGUCAGAUCCAAAAUCGAAUAUGGCGCAUCAUCCUUAUCAAAUUUAACAAAAGAAUCUGAAAAUAGACUCAAAACAUGCAUUCAAGAAAGUCUCAGAAAAGCCCUUGGACUCAUAAGAUCAACUCCUACCGCUAUUAUCUACAAUUUAUCAUGUGAACUACCUCCUAGCUACAGAUUUCAACUUGCUACUGCCAAGGAGCUUGCUAAAUGCGUUGCUUUUAACCUUCCUGGUGCUGAAAUCAUAAGAAAUAAUACAAGCAUAAAUACCAGCUAUGCCAAGGUAUGGUCAAAAUUUGAAAAUAUAUUAUCAGAUAUUGCUAGUACUAAAGUCCAGGGUUCAAAUUCUUUGAUAAUUAAAGUUGACACUUUCUUUUUCAAGGGAACCAACUUUAAAAAAGCGGAAGCCAAUCACGAAAUAAUUACCGCAAUUGCCACUGAAAAAAUUAAUAAUCUUAGGAAUGCCGGAUAUGAGAUUUUCUCCACUGACGGUUCAGUCAACAACAAUGCCAUUGGGGCUGCUUUCUACCAUCUUAAUACAAAUACUACAAUGUCUUUUUGCGCCUCAAAAAAACUAUCUUCAAUGUCAGCCGAAGUUCUAGCUUUUCUCAAAACAGCUGAGUAUGCAGAAAACAAUGAAAUUCAAAAAUUUGCCAUUCUUACUGACAGCUUAAGUGGUAUUCAGGCCAUCAGCAACCAAAAGCAUAGAAAUUAUUUGAUUGAUGCUUUUAUAAACAAGAUUAAUAGUUUUGCCACUGACGUACAAAUUCACUACAUUCCUGGUCACUCCAACAUUCCCAUUAAUGAAAUCGUUGAUAUAGCUGCAAAAAACGCAAUCCAGAAUGGAACUAGUCUUGAAAUUCCAUGGCCCCUAGCGGAUGCCAUUAAUCAAAUAUCGAAUAUACUCUGGGACGAAUGGAGCAGCGAAUAUCAUUUAAUAGCUCAAAACGGUAAUUCUCAUUUUUAUAAAAUCUUUCCUUCUUUAUCCAGAACACCUUGGUUUAAAAAUUGUAAAUUUAAUUCCUUUUCUCAAAAACAGAUAAAUCGUGUACUUAGCGGCCAUUGUUUUUGCAAGAAUACACUAGCCAAAAUGAAUGUUGUUACAUCUAAAUUAUGCCAUGAUUGCGGGGUUGAUGAAACUGCUUCCCACAUUAUUUUUGAAUGCAGUAAGUAUAAUACCAAACGGAGAUGUUUCCUAACACUAUGCGAUUUCUUCACUGUUGAAGACUUCGUAAAUUCACAAGGCUUAGAGCGUCUGAACAUAGUAGCUAAAUUCCUCAAAGAAGCUGAAAUCGACAUUUAAAAUAUUGCCAACACUGAACAUGCCAUUAAAUCGUAGCAAAGCUACAUACGGAUACAUGGCACUAAACCUUCUAUCCCUAUAGAAAGUGGGCCAACCAAAAUAAUACAUAAAAAAAAAAAAAAAAAAAAAAAA
Molecule: messenger RNA, 4897 nt
Organism: Musca domestica (house fly)
Lineage: Eukaryota; Metazoa; Arthropoda; Insecta; Diptera; Muscidae
Product: RNA-directed DNA polymerase from mobile element jockey
Exons: 2
Coding region: 1202-4765 (1187 amino acids)
Molecular function (GO): nucleic acid binding; RNA-DNA hybrid ribonuclease activity
Source: RefSeq, a predicted model, not a curated record